This is a messenger RNA of Coffea eugenioides, 1499 nucleotides long. RefSeq names its product protein SRG1-like. The transcript has 4 exons. The record is from RefSeq and is a predicted model, not a curated record. Lineage: Eukaryota; Viridiplantae; Streptophyta; Magnoliopsida; Gentianales; Rubiaceae. The coding region runs from base 24 to 1121 and encodes 365 amino acids.
UAACGUCUGGCGUCGAACAGUCCAUGGCGGAGUCACCUCUACAGUUCGUCAACUUUGGCAAAUCCCUCGUAGUUCCCAGUGUCCAGGAGCUUGCCAAACAGCCCAUCUCAAAAAUCCCACCUCGAUACGUUCACCACGACGAAGAAUCACCCAUUGUUUCUCACGAAACUUCGCUUCUAGCAGUACCCGUCAUCGAUGUUGAGAGAUUGCUGUCUGAAAAUUCCAUGGAUUCUGAGUUGGAGAAGCUUCACUUAGCUUGCAAGGACUGGGGAUUCUUCCAGGUCGUAAACCAUGGACUUUCUACUUCAUUGCUAGAUUGCUUGAGGAAUGAAAUUACAGAUUUCUUCAAACUUCCUUUUGAGGAAAAGAAGGCGUUAUGGCAAGAGCCAGAGAAUCACGAGGGCUUUGGGCAGCUUUUUGUUGUAUCAGAGGAGCAGAAGCUUGACUGGUCAGACAUGUUUUACAUAACCACCCUCCCUGAUAAACUUAGGAAAGUGGAAUUAUUCGAAAAGCUACCCCGAAAACUCAGAGAUGCAAUGGAAGCUUACUCUCUGGAAGUCAAAAUCCUAGCCAUGACACUAUUAAGGGAAAUGGCUAAGGUUCUGAAGAUUGAUGAGGAGGAAAUGAAAGGCUUGUUUAGUGAUGGUGUACAGUCUAUGCGUAUGAACUACUAUCCUCCAUGCCCAGAGCCAGAAAUGGCAAUUGGUUUCAAUCCGCACUCAGAUGCAGUUGCUUUGACAAUUCUAUUUCAGCUGAAUGGAACACCAGGCCUCCAGAUACGGAAAGACGGAAAAUGGCUACCAGUAACGCCACUUCCAGAUGCAUUAAUAGUCAAUGUUGGUGACAUAAUAGAGAUCCUCAGCAAUGGCUUGUAUCGGAGUAUUGAGCACAGAGCAACAGUGAAUUCUGACAGAGAACGGCUAUCUAUUGCUACAUUUUAUAGCUCUAACCUAGACGCAGAAGUGGCCCCUGCUCGCAGCCUUAUUGGACCACAUAAUCCGGCAGUUUUUCGUAGUAUUCCAGUAGAAAAGUUCUUCAGGGAAUUCUUUGCAGCAAAGCUCAAUGGUAAAGCACACUUGGAAUUCAUGAAGAUACAAGCGGGAGAACAUCAAAGUUGUUGAGUUCAUAGGCUGCCAGAUGAAUGUUCAACAGGUUAGUUAGGCGCGUAUGAUCAACCACAUUUGGUUAGUUGGGUUCAUAGGCUGUCAGAUGAAUCUUCAACAGGUUAGGCAUGUAUGAUCAAUGACAUUUGGUUGAGAUUUAUUGUUCUUCCAUCCAGCAUAACAUACAGAUCGAUCUAGAGAAGUUCAAUGACCUGCUUAAUUGCCUGAUUUCGGUUCUCUGUACUUUGGAUGCGCCAUGAUUCUCUGUUACUAUGACCAGCCACAUCAUGGCAAAGAUGUAAUGUAAACAUCCCUCGAUAGUUCAAUGGGAAGACUGAAAUUCUGUAUCGAAUUGUUAUUUUUUUUCCCCUUAUUUGAGCCGAUUGCACUUAAUUA